Pelmatolapia mariae (spotted tilapia) is the source of this 4352-nucleotide messenger RNA. RefSeq names its product cap methyltransferase 1 (gene cmtr1). Lineage: Eukaryota; Metazoa; Chordata; Actinopteri; Cichliformes; Cichlidae. The coding region runs from base 139 to 3381 and encodes 1080 amino acids. Gene Ontology annotation, cellular component: nucleus; cytoplasm. Gene Ontology annotation, biological process: 7-methylguanosine mRNA capping. The transcript is spliced from 23 exons. Gene Ontology annotation, molecular function: nucleic acid binding; protein binding; methyltransferase cap1 activity. The record is from RefSeq and is a predicted model, not a curated record.
GAGCUUUUCUUACUAUAGUUAAAACUGUAGCACCUACUAGAGAUUUUCGGUUAUACAUGGGCCAUUCAUUCAUUCAUUCCUGCCUUCAACUGCCCAACCAGCUUUAUUUUAUAUGUAGUCUGAAAUUCUAAACUAAGGAUGCCUCUUAAAAAGCCCCUGCCGCAGCAGCAGCAUACAGAUGAUUAUGUGGAGGAAAGUGCCACUGCAGACUCUGGGGAAGUCGACUUUCAGUUUGAAGUUAGCUCCAGUAUGUCUGCUGAGCCUAAUCUGGCCUCUUUGGCCAAGGCGUUUAAGACAUUCAUACAAAUUCAAAUGGAGAGAGAUAAAAGACAGGAAAAGAAGGCCGCCAAGCAGGAGGAGAAACUGGGCGUACUGUCGCGUCAGGUCAUGCAGCUUCAAAUGGACCUUGAAGCCAUCAGAGCUGGUCAGCCACCACGAGUUCCAGCCGGAGAACCCACGUUACAAAGGUUAGAAGAGUCUGACAACAUUGAACAUUACCUUUCCACCUUUGAAAGACUGGCAGAGGUCUAUAACUGGCCACGGCAACAGUGGGCUGUCCGACUAAUUCCACUGCUGACAGGGAAGGCGUUAACCGCUGUUCUGGCCAUGGACCCAGCAUACACGAAAGACUAUUACCUGCUGCAGACUGUUAUCCUGAAAAAGUAUGAGAUUAACAGAAAUACUUACCGCCAGAGGUUCCGAUCUUACAAGACACCUUCUAAAGAAUCCCCCCAAGAAUUAUAUGCACGUCUGAAGCAUUUGUUUUGCAAGUGGGUGGCUUAUGACACCUGCACAAAAGAAGACAUUAUGGAGAAGAUGGUCCUUGAGCAAUAUCUUAAAGUGCUGUUCCCAAAGGUGAAGGCUUGGGUCAAAAGACACAACCCAAAGACUGCUAAGGAGGCUGCUGACCUGGUUGAUGCCUACAUGAUUGGUCACAAGGGACCAAGGGUUAACUGCUAUGCUGGCCUGCUCAGACCAACACGGGACUCUAGUCAAAAUGACUCCCUUAGUGACCAGGAGGAUCAAAGACCCGGGUUCUCGAUGCCCUCCAUAUCAUCAUCAUCAUCAUCCUUUGAUACCCAGGACAAUGACGCCCCCUCGCAGGCCUCCUCCAAGUUCGCUAUGUACAACAGUGUGUCACAGAAGCUCAUGGCCAAAAUGGGCUUCAGAGAGGGCGAGGGUUUGGGUAAGUUUAACCAAGGACGCAAGGAGAUCGUGGAGGCUUCUACUCAGCGAGGGAGAAGAGGUCUGGGUCUCACGCUGCAGGGUUUCCAGGGAGAACUUAAUGUUGACUGGCGCGAUGAACCCGAGCCCAGUGCUGUCGAGAAGGUUGAUUGGUUCCCAGAAUGCACCACAGAGAUCCCAGACGCUGAUGAGCUUAGCGACUGGAUGAUCCAGGGACCGAGAAAACUUAAAAUUGAGGAUGAGACUGAGUUUUGCACAGAAGAUCUUUUGCACACUCUUCUACGAUGCAAAUCAGUAUUUGAUGACCUGGAGGGCGAGGAGAUGAGGAGAGCGCGGACACGCUCCAACCCUUAUGAGACUAUUAGAGGAGGUAUCUUUCUCAACAGAGCAGCUAUGAAAAUGGCCAACUUGGACUACUGUUUUGACCAUAUGUUCACCAACCCAAAGGAUUCCCAAGGGAGACCUCUGACGAAGGACCGCGAGGGCGAGCUUCUUUACUUUGGCGAUGUGUGCGCAGGACCUGGAGGCUUUUCAGAAUAUGUGCUGUGGAGAAGACGCUGGCAUGCCAAGGGCUUUGGCAUGACGCUGAAAGGACCCUGCGACUUCAAGCUGGAAGAUUUUUAUGCAGCACCGAGCGAGCUGUUCGAGCCUUAUUACGGUGAGGGAGGUGUGGAUGGUGACGGUGACAUCACUCGGCCUGAAAAUGUGACUGCCUUCCGAAACUUUGUCAUGGAGAGCACGGAGAGGAGAGGGCUUCAUUUCCUCAUGGCAGAUGGGGGCUUCUCCGUAGAAGGCCAAGAGAACCUCCAGGAGAUCCUGAGCAAACAGCUGCUGCUUUGUCAAUUCCUCACUGCAAUUUCUACACUCAGGACGGGUGGCCAUUUUGUCUGUAAGACUUUUGACCUCUUCACUCCCUUCAGCGUGGGUUUGGUGUACCUGCUCUACCUCUGCUUCGAGAGGAUCUCGCUCUUCAAACCUGUCACCAGCAGGCCUGCAAACUCUGAGAGGUACAUUGUGUGCCGUGGCCUGAAACCCGGCUCAGACGCAGUCAGGGAAUACAUGUUCAGAGUCAACCUGAAGCUGAACCAGCUGAGGAACACGGACAGAGACGUUACAGAGGUGGUUCCGCUGAAUAUCAUCAAGGAUGACACUGACUUCUACCAGUUUAUGGUGAACUCCAAUGAGAGCCUUUGUGCAGUCCAGAUCAAGGCCUUGGCUAAGAUCCACGCUUUUGUUGUAGACUCGAAUCUCUCGGAGCCAAGGCAAGCUGACAUCAGGAAGGAGUGUUUGAAGCUCUGGGCAGUCCCAGACAAGGCCAGAGUCGCUCCUACUUCGUCAGACCCAAAGUCAAAAUUCUAUGAGCUGAUUAAGAGCUCAGACGUGGAGUCGUUCCAGUGUAAGCCGACUUCUCUCAACUCCACCACACUCGAAAAGUUGCGCCAUGUCCUGGACUACAGGUGCAUUGUGGGAGGUGGAGAGCAGAUCUUUCUUCUAGCGCUGGGGAAGUCUCAGAUUUACACCUGGGAUGGAAAAAUGCCUGUGCGCUGGAGGAAAAUGGAGAAUUUCAAGCUGGAGCUGCCAAGAGAUACACUUCUAAGUGUAGAGAUUGUCCAAGAACUAAAGGGCGAGGGCAAAGCUCAGCGCAGAAUCAACGCAGUUCAUGUAAUGGAUGCACUAAUACUGAACGGCACUGAUGUAAGAGAUCAGCACUUCAACCAGCGGAUCCAGAUGGCUGACAAGUUUGUGAAGGCGGUGGCUAAACCCAGCAGACCAGACAUGAACCCCAUCAGAGUGAAGGAAGUUUACAGGCUGGAAGAAAUGGAGAAAAUCUUUGUCAGACUAGAGAUGAAAGUGACAAAGAGCUCAGGAGGUGUCCCGCGUCUGUCCUACACAGGAAGAGAUGACAGACACUUCCUUCCCACGGGCCUCUACAUCAUCAAGACUGUCAAUGAGCCGUGGACAAUGGCGUACAGCAAAAACUCCAAGAUGAAGUUCUUUUAUAAUAAAACAACCAAGGAGUCGACCUAUGCAAUGCCACCGAACUCUGCUGCUCCUUUCCACGUAUGCCACUCCGAGCGGCUCUUCUGGGCCUGGGUGGAUGGGGUUAUAGUUCAUGAUUCUCAGACCAGAGUGGACCCUGAGAAACUGUCCAAAGAUGACGUGCUGUACUUCAUACACCAGCAUUACCAGCCCUGAAAGACUCCCAGUCACAGGGCUUCGUCAGCUGCAGACUGUAUGCAGAGUGCGCUGGGUUGUGAAGCCUUGGCAAAGAGUACAAUGCAGUUCACUAAUCGUCAUUUCAUUUAACAAUCAAAGGACGGUUAUUAAAAUGACUUUACAGCUGAUUGUUUUUAUGAAUCCGUUGCUUACUGUCCCAUUAAAUAUCAAUAAACUGCUUUAUGACCCUUUGGAAGGUACCUCCAUGUUAUCUUGUUAUCAGGUUGGAGUUGUUUGCUGCUGUUUUUAGCAAUGGCAUGUCCUCGUAAAACUGAUGUUUGACAGACCAGUCUAUUUUUCAGUCUUUUCCACUUCCUCUGACUCAACCUUUGAUUUUGAAUUGUAAUGAGUAGCAUUGCCUUAUAGGACAACAUGGAGACAAAGGUGUUUGCUAUGCCCUAUAGAUUCAGUUUCUCCAGUUCCUCCUCAAUGCCACUCUUGUUUUUGUGCACACUGCAUUAGCAGUGAUAGAUAGGGUCACAAGGUUAAACUAUGAAUCCACAUCUGUAAUUAUUCUUUCUUCUCACUGCUGGAAGCAUGACUGGUCUUCUAAAGAAAACACAAGAGUCUGUUUGCCUCAUCUUUACACUAACAGUGUCGCGGUGCUUUCCCUUGAAAAACUGUGUAGCAUGUAAAUCACCCUUUAAGUCGUUCUCACAGUCAUUUCAACGUGCAUUCAGAGAUGGAGCAGCUCUCUCCUUUCCACACUUCUCUGUCAUCUAGACUGUGGGAGUGAAGUUUGGGAAGUGUCCCCUUUAGUUUUUAGGUUGUUUGUACCCCACCUGCUCUUUAAAAUUGUGCCUCCAUAUCUUCUAGUUGUGUGUCUGGUUUUUGUUUUUGUUUUUUUAAUGCUGCAAAUGAGUUAUUUUUCUGGUGUAAAUUUAGCUUUCAAUCUCUUUGAUGUAAAUAUUAAUAAGUAAAUAAAUGGGAGACGCUGUUCCCACAAUAUA